This is a messenger RNA of Malassezia sympodialis ATCC 42132, 2583 nucleotides long. RefSeq lists its product as uncharacterized. Gene Ontology annotation, biological process: enzyme-directed rRNA pseudouridine synthesis. The coding region runs from base 1 to 2583 and encodes 860 amino acids. NCBI's taxonomy places the organism in Eukaryota, Fungi, Basidiomycota, Malasseziomycetes, Malasseziales, Malasseziaceae. The transcript has 2 exons. The record is from RefSeq and is a predicted model, not a curated record. Gene Ontology annotation, molecular function: RNA binding; pseudouridine synthase activity.
AUGACCGACCGUGUCGCAGGCCCAGGACUGCGGCGCCUCCCGCCGUACUGGCACGAGUACAAGACGCGCGCCAAGACGCGCUGGUACGGGCGGCAGAUCCUUGAGGUGUUUACGACCGAGUUUCGCGAUCGCACGAAAGAGUAUUACCUGUGGGCCAUCCACCAUGGGCUCUGCACGGUGAAUGGGCAGUGCGUCGCGCCCACGUAUCGCAUCCAGAACAGCGACUUUUUGGUCAAUCGCGUGCACCGCCAUGAGCCGGCCGUCACCAACACGCCCGUGAAGAUCCUGCACCGCGACGACGCGCGCGGGCGCCUCGUGGUGGUCAAGCCAGGCAGCAUUCCCGUGCACGCGACGGGGCGCUACCACCACCACACACUCGUCGAGAUGGUCAAGCAGCAGGCGCAGAUACCCCAGGUGUACACGAGCAACCGCCUCGACCGCCUCACGUCCGGCAUCAUGGUGUGCUCCACGACCAAAGAGGCCGCCUGCGAGCUCGGCAACGACUUCAACGCCGGCCUCGUGAACAAGGCGUACGUGUGCCGCGUGCAGGGCCACUUUCCCGACGGCCUCGUCGACUGCCGCGAGCCGAUCCUCAGCGUCGACCGGCAGAGCGGCCUGAACAUUGUGCACCCGAAGGGCAAGCCGUGCCGCACGCUGUUCCAGCGCCUGUCGUACGAUGCGUCGACCGACUCGAGCGUGCUCGUGUGCCGCCCCAUCACCGGGCGCACGCACCAGAUCCGCGUGCACGCGCAGUUCCUCGGGCACCCCAUCAGCAACGACCCCCUCUACCACCACCCGGUGUGGGCCACCGUCGAUCGCGACGUGCUGGCGACCGCGCAGCCGCGCUUUUACGAGCGUGUGGGCGGCGGCACCGGCAACGCCGAGGUCGAGCGCGUGCUCACCGCGCUCAAGGGCACACGCGACGACACAGAAGGCUGGGCGCGCUGGCGCGAUCAGGUCCUGUUCGGCCAGCUGAACAAGGAGCUCGGCUACGACGAUGUACCCCUAUGCCCCGAGCCCCGCCCCGACGAGCUGUACAUCUACUUGCACGCGAUCAAGUACUGGACCGAUGCGUGGGUGUUCCAGGACGAGCUGCCGUGGUGGGCCACACCCCACUGGCAGGACCCCGCACAUGCGCUGACACCGGACGACGUCGCCCUACCCGAUGGCCCCCUGAUUGCGCACCAUGCAGGGCACGAUCCGCUCGGCCUCGGCAAGGGCGGCGCGCGCCGCCGCAUCCACGACGAGGUCCCGCCCGCGACGCGCCUCGUUGCGUACCCGGUGUGUGGGCGCGCGGCCAGCGCGCCUGCCCCUGGCGCGAUGCCCGCGCUCGUGCUCGAAGUGACCCGCGGCCUCGAGGACGCCGCGCAGCGCGAGGUCCUGCGCCGCGUUCCGCCGCCGACGGGCGCCUCUGGCGCUGCGAUCGAGUCGGCGCUGCACUCGGGCCUCUUGUUCGUGCGUGCGCCAUGGCACGCAGCCGUGUGCGCAGCGUACGAGCGCAACGAGCUGCCCGUAGCGACCGCCGCGCACUGGGCCAUGGGCGAGGCGAUCCUGCCGCGGCCUCUGCUCGAUGCGCUCUUUGCCGAGCGUGUCACGGCGCUCGGCGCCAGUGGCCCGGGCCACGAAAAAGAGGCGCAGCCGACGCCGUCCGAGCACGCGCUGCUCACGUGGAUCGCGCAGGUGUGGGCGGACCAUGCGGCCGCGAGGGACGCCGCCCUGCAGGCGUGGCAGGCGCGGUGCGCAGCGCCGCUGCCACAGACCUGGCACGUGAGUGUGGAUCGCAGCAGCUAUGUGCUGCCGACUCUCAGCACCAGCUCGCUCGAGGCCCACGCGCAGGGCCUGGUCGCGUCGUGGCUCGGGCCGUCGUGGACUCUGGCGCCGCGUGCCGAGGCGUCCCUGCAUGUGAAGCUGGCGUGGGCGCCGCGCUUCCGCGUCGACGAGUCGCUGCAGUGUGGGCCGCGCGCCCGCCAAGGCAACCCGUCGGGCUGUCUGUGCCUGCAGCUGCAUAUUCCUGCACGGGCCGCGACGACCGCGGAGGCCGUGCGCACGGCCAUGGCGCGCGCGCGUGCUUAUGCGUUGUGUGCGCUUCUCCCCAUCAGCGAGGGCGCCGCAGUGAGCACGCUGCACAGCGCAGACACGCAUCUUGCGCGUGCGCUCGACGAUAUGCUGCAGGCGCGUGGGCGGACGCCGCAGCACGAGGCGCCGUUGGACGCGGCGCUCGUCGAAAUGCCGCUCAAGCCCAAGGAGCUGCCGCAUGCGCACCUCUUUGAUCUGUACGCUGCCGAGGUCGCUCGCCUGGCGCGUGCGCUCAAGGAGGGCGGGCGAGCGCUCGUGCUGACGAGCGAGCCGCGUCUCCUCGCACGGGCGGUGCGCGAGCAGGUGAACGAGGCGCGGCGCGAGCAGCGGCGGAGUGCGCUGGCCCUCGAGCCGAUCGUGUGGGAUCUGCCGCUACAGGACUACGAGGACGAGCGCACCGCGCACGAGGGCGACGAGGAAGCGCAGCAGCGCAGUGGGCUGCGUACCAUCCUGCAUCACCACACGUUCGUGGCGCAAAUGGCGCAGCGCGCUCUCUAUGCAGCGUAG